GUCUCGUAACUGCACUACAUAGCUUGUCGACACUUUGUUAAACGAUCGUCAUCUCGAUGCUGGAGGGACACGAAUCCUCAGCCAUUACUGCAGUGUGGAACUUUUUUUUUUAAAUGUGUUAAAAUGUCACAUGUAACUUGGCAAAAAUUGUAUCUAUGCUUUUAACAGAAAGAAGAGAGAAAUCGAAAAAUGAUUGAAUUACGUUACGUGGAAGGGUACUCUGUGGAAUGUCACACCAUGCUUGUAAAUUGUUGCAAGGAACAUUUCUGCUUAAUUGUACGUUUCCGGGGAAUAUACUAUUGUUCAGAGGAACUUGAUCAAAUGAGCGCCCGAAAUAUGGCAAUGUUACUGAAUACUUCAUGAGACGAUCAAAAGUUGGAAUAUAUUCUGGGGACGUUUGGGAAUUUACAACAGACUGAGUUCACCUCAUACAUCAUCACGAUAAUGUUAUCUUUUUCCCCUAUGAGAAGACUCCGAUGAGUGAAGAUUUCUUAAUUGUUAAAUACAACAUAACGAAUGCAAGUGCACAAUGCCGUUAUUGACCUCAUUGAUAUGACAUGUUAUGGAAAGUUAUCUUUAAACACAUGCUGGCUCGACAGCAGAUGGGUGAUGAAAUAUGCUAUGUCGAUCAGCUGAUAGUUUGUUGAUGAAGUCUAUCAAAGAGCCUGUGUAGAAAUGAUCCUCACAGUAAUUUUGUGCCUCCAGUUUUAUUGUGCCUCUGGGGAUUUAUCGAGACAUGAUAUCAUACACAAUCUACUGAGGGAGCCCAAGUACGACCCCCUAAUCGCUCCAAAUUACGAAGAUGAUUUCCCCACAAAUAUUUCGGUUCAACUCAUAAUAAAGAAUAUACAUAGUCUUGAUGAACUUCAUAUGGACUUUUCCGUAGAUGUCAUAUUCAGACAACAAUGGGUGGACAAGCGUUUGGUAUUUAACCAUACAAAAGUAUCUUCUUUGGAGCUGGAUCAGAAGAUGAUCGAGAAAAUUUGGGUGCCCGAUUCUUUCUUUCCGAAGGAAAAGAGAGCUAAAAUUCACGAUGUUACCGUUCCCAACCGUCUUCUACAUAUUUACAAAAACGGAACCGUGUUUUACAGUAUGAGAAUAGAGAUGACCCUUUCCUGUGCGAUGGUUUUACAAAAUUAUCCACUGGACAGGCAGGUGUGUCCAAUAACGAUUGAAAGCUAUAGUUACACAAGGGAAAAUAUAGACUUCCACUGGACCAGCCACAGUCCUGUUCAAAUUCCUUCUGUGUCACUCCCACAAUUCACCAUGCCAGAAACUGUUAAAACAACCUUGUGUGAGACAGAGUACGGAGAAGUUGGAGACUUUGCCUGUUUACUUCUUGAGCUCAGGUUUGAGCGUAACACUGGCUACUACAUUUCGCAGAUUUUCAUUCCAAGCAUACUCAUCGUAGUGUUGUCGUGGGUGUCUUUCUGGGUUGACAUAGACGCUAUUCCUGCACGUGUGUCACUAGGUGUCCUCACAGUUCUCACCAUGACAACGCAAAGUUCCGGUGCACGAAGUGCGUUACCUCGGGUGUCUUACAUUAAGGCCAUUGAUGUUUGGAUGGCUGUUUGUCUUACAUUCGUCUUCAUGGCUUUGUUAGAAUUUGCAUAUAUUAAUGUAGUUUCCCGACGAAAAUCCCGACCAGUUAGCACCAACUCGCAGUGUCAAAUGGUUCUGAAGAAAGGCAUGUCGCCCUCGCCAAUGAUGCCAAUCUUGAAGCACAUCGAUUUUAAGAAGAGAGCACGACAUGUGGAUAAAAUAGCCAGAGUUAUGUUCCCUUUGAUCUUUUUUCUGUUUAAUAUUGGCUUUUGGGUAUUUUACCUGAGCAUAAACACGGAAAAUAAAUUCUAAUGGGACAAGAAAGACCCAGUUUGGUAUUGGUCAUCCUUAGAUGAAAUGAUAAAAAAGAUUGUGAAAGUUAGACAAUCUGCGACCUUUGUCUUGUUUACUAGGGACUAUUCUGUUCAUUUGCAACACCCCUGACAAUCGGAGAUGGUGAAGAACCCCCAAGUAUAGUAACGACUUAAAUGCGCAUGCCUUUCCUUUGAUACAUGUAGCUCUUUUGUGAUUGAGGAAAAUUUGCUUCGAUAGACUGUUUAUGUGGGAGACGAUGUGAAAAAAGCGCUUUUGAUUUACAUUUUUCUGCGAUAACGACUGGUGACUGAACAGAAGAAAGUAUAAUCCCGGAUUGAACUUUUAACAAAGACAGACAGUGAAGUUAAACGGAAGUUCUUUUAUAUUUUGUCUCUGAAUACUCAUGAAUUUACAUCAUACAAUCCCGUGGUUAUAUAGCAAAUGCUUAUAUCAUUGUCGUGCGAUACCGGUGUCUCCGUGUUGUUAUACGCAUACAAGAAAAUAGUCCCACUGCAAAGAAGAUUUAAACAAAGGGAUACUAAAGACAUCGUAUGCUCUACUUCUUUGAUACGCUUGUUGAUGUCUGUUUAUAUACACCCAUCAUGGACGGUCUGUGUUAUGGUAUAACCGUAGUGCGUCUGUCUAUUCGUCUGUCAGCAGCUUGUGGGUCAGUACUGAUAAGGUCAAGGUCAUUAAACUUGUUACAAAUGGUUCUAGUGAGUAGAGGAAGAAGCUAUGCCUACUACGUUACAAAGUUAUAAUUUACAUGGGCAAUUUUUUUGGGGCACAAACUACUAGUAAGGCUAGAAUAAUUACACUCGAUGCACAUACUAGUAUUCAACAAUCACGCACGUGUUACACACGUGUUGUAUAUUGGUAUGGUGCAGUGUUUUGUGUUUGUCUGCUGUUUGUCUGUUCAUACAUUAGCACCUUUUGGAAAGGAUAAAACAAGUACUAACAAGGUUAAGAAAAUCAAACCUAGUAUACAUGUUUCCCAUGCUGUAGUGUUGAUGCCAAGCAAAGAAAAGAAUGAUUUCGCUUUUCUAGUUAUACUUUAUUAGGGAGAAAUCUUUCUUGAAAUUGAUAUUUCUAAGCCAUCUUAAAGAGAACAUUUCAUUGAUACUCUCUGAAAUUUGAGAAAAUGUCCACAGAAAACUACCAGAAGCAUUUUUUGUUAUCUUUGGAUGUUAAUCACUGUAGUACGGAUUACACGUAUAUUGGACCGGCGUAUUUUGGAUGUUAAUCACUGUAAUACAGAUUAUAUUGGAUGGGCGUAUUUUGGAUGUUAAUCACUGUAAUACAGAUGAUAUUGGAUAGGCGUAUUUUGGAUGUUAUCAAAAAUAUUUUGUAUGCAAAAUUUCACAUAUUGAAUCACGCAGACUGACAUAUCAUGGGCUCUUUGGUAUUCUUUGGAAAUAAAAUAUUUGUAACUCAUUACCAAUACCUAUAAAUGAUAAAAUACCAAAAAAAUACAAAUUGCUAUACGCCUGUCGAAGACAGGACGUACUGUGGUAUGGCAUCGUCCGUCUGUUUGUCCGGACCUUGUGGGCAGAAUACAGGCCGAACCGUAAGCUCCAGAAUUUUACAACUUGGUGCAUUGGAUCACCAUCAUGAGAGGAAAAUGUAUAUUGUUUAUUAAGAUCAGAGAUCAAAUGUCAAGGUCGUGGUAUCAUUUAGUAGGGAAACCUUAUAGGCAGGAUACAAACCGAACCGUAAGCUCCAGGAUAUUGCAACUUGGUACAUUUGAUCACCAUGAUGAGUCAAAGAUGCCUAUUGUUUUCAAGAUUAAAGGUCAAGGUCACAAUAUCACUUGGUAGGAACACAUUGCAGGCAGGAUACAAACCGAACUGUAAGCUCCAGAAUAUUAGAACUUACUACAUUUGAUCACCAUAAUGAGAGGAAGAUGCCUUUUAUCUUUCAAGGUCAAGGUCGCAAUAUCACUUAGUAGGCAGGGGUCCCUUUUACAAAACAUUUUAAAUUGUAUUACACAGUUAUAAGUUUAAAUGAAUGAAUUAAAACGUGUCUGAGACUUAAUUGGAUUUUACAUUAACGAGAAAAGUUGGUCGUAAGUUCUUUUAUAAAAUGCACCCCAGUAUACAGACCGAACUGUUGGGGCUAGGACCAUCCACCUAGGUACACAUACACUUUAUGCCUAUUGUUUCUUAAGGUCAAAGGUCAAGGUCGUAGUGGCAGGAUGCAGACCAAAUCGUCGGGGAUAAGACCAUCAAACCUUGUACACAUACAUAUUAUGCCAAGUGAAAAUAUUACAUAGAGAGUACAUGAGUUGUCUGUUUUUAUGAUGCAAGGAAAGUAUGUCACGCCCUGAUUACUGAUACUAUCUAAAGCCAAGUUCUACAAAUCAUGAUGUAAAAAAAACAUCCUAUAUUAACUUUUCACGGGCGUAUUAUGUGCCGAUGGCGGUAUUCUUGUUUGUUGGGAAAGAAAGAUAAAUUCCAACGCUUAUUUCCAUGAAAACUGACCAGCAAAAACGAAAAUAACGACAUUUUAAUUAGCACGAACAGGUGGUACGAAAAUCAGACCAGUUGGAUACAAACACUCCUCUAACACACACACCCCCCCUCUCUCUCUCUCUCUCGAGGAACAAAAACCCCGUACAACACAAAACAGUUGACGAGUAUAUACAUUUCAAAUAACUGUGCGUGUAUAUGUUGACUUUAUGUAACCGGAGAAAUGUUCAUAUGCUCUGAUAUGCAAUUUUUGUUUAGUGUCUGUCGUUUCUUUACAUGUUUAUAAACACCAGUUUUACUCAAGUUCUCGUAUUAUUCUCGCUACAUGUAUGUACAGUUUACUUAUUAUGUACAUUUUUAUCUCUUUAUAAAUUUCUUCAAUAAAAUGUGCCACACAGA
Molecule: messenger RNA, 4724 nt
Organism: Ostrea edulis (European flat oyster)
Lineage: Eukaryota; Metazoa; Mollusca; Bivalvia; Ostreida; Ostreidae
Product: glycine receptor subunit alpha-2-like
Exons: 9
Coding region: 676-1854 (392 amino acids)
Biological process (GO): chloride transmembrane transport; regulation of membrane potential; chemical synaptic transmission
Cellular component (GO): membrane; synapse; neuron projection
Molecular function (GO): transmembrane signaling receptor activity; extracellular ligand-gated monoatomic ion channel activity; chloride channel activity
Source: RefSeq, a predicted model, not a curated record